Molecule: messenger RNA, 5076 nt
Organism: Camponotus floridanus (Florida carpenter ant)
Lineage: Eukaryota; Metazoa; Arthropoda; Insecta; Hymenoptera; Formicidae
Gene: Slmap
Product: sarcolemmal membrane-associated protein
Exons: 2
Coding region: 322-2736 (804 amino acids)
Molecular function (GO): protein binding
Source: RefSeq, a predicted model, not a curated record
GGCGAGACCUUCGAACGGACGGAUCUCCCCACGAGGAAGUAAAGGAGGAGGUGUCGCGGGGGAGGUGACGGGCGGUUCGGAGUGAAUCUUUAUUGAAGGUGAUAUCUUUGUAUCGAGGAAAACAUGCCAAAUACGGUGUCGUCGUGUCUCGUCGCUUUCGGCGACGAGUCUCGAGGGAUCGCGUCGCGAUCGCCUCGUGACCGAGUUUGAGGACCAAGUGCGCUCAGUUUUGUCGCUGUUGCUGCCGUGCUGCCGGACGACGAUCCGUUGUAAAAAAGACUUAUCCUCGGACUCGCUCGAAUAUUAUUCACCUCGGCGGCUAUGGUUGUAGCCAGCAGCGGUGGGUGGGUACAAAAUGCCAGUUCGCCCGCUGGGCAGAACAAUUCCAACCUGAACCAAAAUAAUACGCAAAACAACAACAAAAUGACUGCCAAAGGUGUCCUGAUCUGUCGGGACAAUUCUCAUCCGUUCCAGGAGCGUACGUUGACCUUGGAGCAACCUGUCAAGAUCGGUCGCUCGGUAGCCAGAGCAAGAGCCGCGCCAAAUAAUGCGAUCUUCGACUGCAAAGUACUGUCCAGGAAUCACGCGUUGCUUUGGUAUUCCUCCGGUAAGUUUUAUCUACAAGACACAUGCAGCAGCAACGGUACAUUUGUCAAUAAUCAGAGACUCAGCGCCUCGGGGUUGGAGUCGACGCCCAAGGAAGUAUGUUCCGGGGAUAUAGUGCAAUUUGGAGUGGACGUUGUGGAAAGUACAAAGAAAGUUACCCAUGGAUGUAUAGUCGCUACCUUAAAAUUGUAUCUGCCAGAUGGAAAAGAGGCUAAGGCUAGUCUCAGCACUUCUGUUAGUUCACCCGCUGGAAAUGUAUCCCUCGAGGAUCUUUAUAAGCUUAAUCAAGUUAUGCAAGAAGCUUCGAGACGAGAGAAAGCCCUGUAUUCUAAACUGGGCUAUCUGCAACAGUUGGUGGAAAAUACUCGUAAAGCUGCCAAUCAAUCGUGGAAAGCACUGAUUACGGAAGACCGUCUGUUGUCGUGGGUAAUGACCGUCGAGAGCCAGUUGGCGGUUUAUUCUAAGAACUAUACCGAGGACAAGAUUAGAAACGAAUUAGCGAAGCUUCAGGAUGAGAAAGCGCAAUAUCAGAAUGCUGCCAAGGAAGCGUUACAAAAGAUACUGCAGGAGAAACUGGAGGUCACUCAGAGAUUGGUACAAUUAGAGGGACGUCUGAAUGAAACGGAGGAGGAGUGUCAAAGUUUGCACAAUGUAGCCAAGUAUACUCAAACGGAACUCCAGGAGCUCAGCGCGAAAUACGCGGAAACUCAGAAGAAACUCCAAGAGACCACCAACAAGCUCUUGGAAAGCGAGGAGAAGAUGAAGGAUAUGUUGCUCAGCGCGGAACAAGAGAAACGGGAUCUCACAAAACGACUCGAAGAUCAAUCGAGGAUCGAAAAGAACCUACGGGCGAGAUUGCGCGACUCCCGAUUGGAUUCCGUCAAUAUUUACAAGCAGAUUACUGCCUUGAGAAAUUAUACGCAGACCCUGCAGGAUAUGAAUUCAAAGCUGGAAGUGGGCGAGAAUUUCGAUUCCAAGACCAACGAAAAUCCCAUAGAAGCUAUAGAUACCAUACUCAAUAAAUUGAAUUCCAUUCACGUCGACAACGUCGACGUAGACAGCGAUAUUAAUUUUUACUUCUCCAAGAGCGAGCAGGAUAAUCAGAUGAAUUCGCCGGACGCCGAUACGAAGCAAUUGAAAUCCGCCAACUCCGAUUUAUCGUUCACCAAAGAUCAGCUGGACGAUCUACAAACGACCGACGACAGUCUCACGGAAUACAUCUUGCCACCGCCAUCAUCGACGACGCGCGUAGUAUUACAAUCGAUGUCCAGGAGAACCUUAGUCAACGGGAACUUGGCCAAUCUGGAUACCAACGACGACUCGGAUACAAACUCGGAAGCGACCGACGACACGUGUAGCAUCACGAACGAUGAUACGAGCGAGAAGUCCGUUAUAGAGAAUAAAAAGGAGGAGCUAGACACGAUGGCCGAGUUGAAGAGCAAUCUGGAGGUUCGAUUCGCCAACGUCGAGAACGGUCAACAAUUGGAGGUACACGACGAGCCAACGGAACAAAUUGCCAAAGACGAUUGCAGCAUCGCGGAGAUGGGAGAAACGGUAGAGGACGUACCGGACAACUCCAUCAUCGACGACACGAUAGACGACAGAGGCGACGAGACGGGAAACGAGCACGUCGCGCCGACAAUCGAGUGCGAGGAACGCGUAGAAGGGGAUUACAUCAAGACCUUGAAACCCGUCGUAAAGAACGACGCAGCGAUGCAACAGGCUUACCACUCCAGCAGGGACUAUGUGCUGCAGAUGUUAAUUGGCUCUUUAGACUCGUUAAGAAGCGAGGACAGCUACGAGGCUCAGCGGACGGUUAAGAGGGAGAUGGAGGAGCUGAAGGACUGGCUGAUCCGCGAGCCGAGCGAGAUCGUCGUCGACAAAUUGAAGGAGCUGUAUUAUCGCGCCAAGAACGACGCCCAGCGCAUGCAGGAGGUCACCGAGGAGCUGGUUAUAGUGAAGGAAAAAUACAACACGUUCGUCGAGGAGAAAGCGGAGCUGUCGAAAAAAUACAUGUCCCUGAAGGCGCAGUGCGGCGAUUUGCUGAGCGCGACUUACACCGUGCCGAUACAUUACGUGGCGCCUAUCGCGAUCAUGCUGGUGUGGAUGCUGCUGGAGAAAAUAUUCUAAUCUCGCGUCUCUCUUCUCCCUCUCUCUCUCUCUCUCUCUCUCUUUCUCUCUCUCUCCGCGCGCGUCCGAUAUUCUCUUCUCACAACUGCGUGUACAUAUACGAUACGAGCGUCUUGUGUCUCCCCCUCUUUCCUUUCUGGAUUUUUUUCUCUCUUUUUUUUUCCUCCUCUCGCAAUAUCGGAUGCAAAACUCGAAAAAAAUUUCGCCGAGGGCGAUCGGACUCAGCAUAAGUAUGCGUAAAUUUUAUUCUCGAUGCAAUUUCAAUGUUUUUUAUACGAACAAACGUUAAGAAUUGUACAUAUAUACAUAUAAUAUAUAUAUAUAUAUAUACAUAUAUCUUUCUCUUUAAUUUCCCGGUCCGACUCGAAGACAAGGAUAGGAAGAUAGGAAGAUAGGAGGAUAGGAAGAUUCUUUUCUUUCGCAACGACUGUUAUCGUAAGCGAGCCUUGUAUCGGCGUUAUCACGCUUUAGAAAGGAGGAGCAAGAUCAAAGAUCAGGGAAAGAAACAUCGUGCGUUAACUAUAUCGGAUUAUUAUGUAUAUCGAAGCCAGAAGCUCGCGAACACUCACGCUCUCUGGAAAUUACAAGUAGCUAGGAGGAUGGGAGGAGGGGAGGGAGGGGAAUGUAGAUAUGAUAUCACGUAUAAAAGUUCAACAUGCUGCCAAGCUGCUGCUGAGUAAUAAUGGCUCAAGUCCGAUUCAUAGAUACCGUGUAUUUUCGUUUGUACAUUUGUUUGUUUAAAAAUGAUACGUUUCUCUCUCUCUCUCUCUUUCUCUCUCUCUCCCCCCCCCCUCCCUCUCUCUAUGCGCGCGUCAGCGUGUUAAAAGAUUAAAGAUCUUAAGUAUAUAUAUGUAUAUACACAGUGUAUCUUAAAAAGCUCCCACUAAGCAAAUAGCGUUAUUCCCGAUUAAAAACCGAGUCGAAAAGUCCUGAACCAUUUUUUUUCCAAGAUUCAUUAAAUAAUUAAUCAGAUUUAAGUAUUAAAAAAAUUUCUGAAAAGAUGAAUUGUUUAAAAAUUAACACAAAACAGUUUAUUUUUUUGCUUAUCCAAAUCUUCAUAUGUUGACAACGAGGAAGUUUGUCUUUUUAUUGGCGCGAUUUUACUCAUUAAUUACUACUUUAUUAAGCAUUAUGGGGAAAAAAAUGGUUCAGGACUUUUUCAGGACUCUGUUUUUAAUCAAGAAUAACGCUAUUUGCUUAGUGGAAGCUUUUUAAGAUACACCCUGUAUAUCGUUUACCGCGAACUCACGAGGGAUACUCGUCUGCGUCUCGAGUGCGCACAUUUUUCGAUUGUUCAUGAAGUACUUUAUAAAUAAUUUGUACAUACAAAUAAUUAUAGAAAGCGAAUCUGCCGAUAUACUCAUCGUUCGGGAUAUCUAACACGCUUUUUCUUUCUAAUUCUGUAUAAUUGAGGGAUGGAUUUAAAGAGAAUCAGAGACCGAGUAGGAAAUGUGCGCCUUUUUGUGGUGGAAUGUGAGAAGGGAAGUCUCGAUCGUCGCGUUCACAUGUAUCAACAGGCAUAUAUUAUGUGUUACAGCAUUAUCCUCCCUCCCUCUCUCUCUCCUGUAAUCGUAGGUCCAUUAUUCACGAGUGAAAAUUAACCGCGAAGCGCAUCGCAAUGCGAGAUGAGUCCCGGAUCCUCCGACUUUAUUGCACAAUCAUACCUUUAUCGUCUCUCGCUCUCUCUCUCUCUCUCCCUCUCCCUCUCCCUCUCCCCUCUCUCUGUCCCUCUCCUUUCUAUAAAUGAAUAGCGUGACAAUACAAAAGCAUAUCUAUUCGAGCGACCUAAUAAACGAUAAGCGAAAACGUUUAUUCCCUGGAAGAAAAAAAAGGAAAAAUUUCUCCGCAUUUAUGGUAGACCCUUCCGUUGAUCUUUACCUUGAGGAAUGGCCUUUAUACAUCGUCUACGUCUUAAAUCGAGAAGAUCCCGCGAUAAUCGUAGUUUUCUAAUCCAUUCUUUUGAUACAAACGCGUGACGCAAAAAUUGACAGUAUUUUCUUAAUUCGUUAGUUUAGUUGGAGAGUGUGCCAUUGCUCGCAGCGCGCGUCUACUUCAAUCGCAUUAAAUAAGGAAAUCAUUCGUGUGAGUGCGUCGCGAAAGAACAAGGAUCCACGUGAUACACAUUUCCCAAGAAAGUUGCGAGCUUCGAUCGUUAGUCGCGGCUCGAUCUUAACUUUCUUGACGGAUUGAGACGUACCUAUCACGGUAUGAUUUAUCAAAGUAAAUAUGGUAAAUAAAAAUGCUGUAAAUAGUAAUGUUGAUAUAAUCUUACUACCGAUGUAAUAGUCGUAUUAUACGAAAAGGGAAAAUAAAGACAAAAGUUAACUUAAUUCAAGCAAA